AGCGUUCGAUUAAUAUGUGCCGCUGGUAAACUGCGUGUUUUUCAAGUUUGGGGUCUCGGGGCUCGGGUUCGAGGCAUCUAAAGAUCAUUUUUACUUUUUUUUGUUUUGUCUUCUUGAACGCCAUGAAUCAAGAUCCAGACAAGCCACCUAGAAAGUUUAAGUACCCUCCCAAAGCUCCUCCGGCACCUUCCCGAAGCCAAAAGCUCAAACGCCCUGCUCCCGAAACUGUAUCGAAAAAUGAAGACGGAGGAGAAGAAGAGGCCCGGGAACUCAUGCGCCAAUUCACCGAAGCAAAUACACGGCAAGUGCCCAAAGUAACAAAGAAAGAGUUAAAACCUGCAGCUUCAGUGCAAAUUGCAUUUGAUGCUGGGGCUGCAUCAUCAACUUCCAUAAGGAAAUAUUAUAAUCCAAAGGAUGGGGAUAGUGCAAAAGCUACUGACUCGAUGUUAGAAGAUUCUACUUCUGAUGAUAGGCAAAUUGUACGAUCAACUGCCAGAGAAGAUGAAACCUUUCCCUAUUCUCUAGGUGCAUCAACUGAAAAGUUCAGGGAAGAUUACAGGGAACCUGGGGAUUACAAAAAUACUUCCUAUCCAAUUACACUUCCUUGGAGGAAGCCUGACUGUAGUGACCCAGAACUUCUUGAUGAGGAUGAAUUUGGGGAGGCUGCAAGGAACUUGGAGUAUGAUGAGAAUACUAUAAAUUCUGCUAAAGAUCUUUGGUUGCUGGAUGAAUCUCAAAGAGAAAGAAUGAUGCUCUUUCAAUUUCCCAGUACACUGCCCCUAUUCAAGCGAUCAGCUAGUGUAAAGGGAAAAGAGAAAGCUGAAAGCUCAAAAAUUUUGGGAAGAGUCGAUGCUCCAGAAAGUGGCUGCAGUCUAAAAGAGUUGCCAGGUGGAUAUAUGGGCAAAAUGCUGGUUUACAGGAGUGGAGCUGUCAAGUUGAAACUGGGAGAAACCAUAUUUGAUGUUUCACCUGGAUCAGAUUGCUCAUUCAGCCAGGACGUUGCGGCAAUCAACACAAAAGAUGGAAACUUUUGCGUUCUUGGAGAAGUUGAUAAACGAGUUGUUGUAACUCCAGGCAUUGAUUCUAUGUUCGAUAAAGUGGUUAACUUGGGAGAACCUAAGAAAGAUGCUGGAGCAACUGAUGAUUCGGAAGAUUAACUGUCAGCAUGAUGGAUGUGGAAUGUAGAUCUGUAGGAAAAAUGCUUAGGCUAGUAUGUAAAAUCUGUUACUAGAAGUAGAGUAAUACUAACCGAAUGGCUUGUGGAGCUGCUGUAGGAUUCAUAGGAUGCCAUUCUUUUUGACCCAUAUGUUCUGGUAGACUACAAUUUCCAAUUGAAAAAGAAGAAACUUCCUUCUGUUGGAAAUUUCUUCUGGUAUUUGAUUCCAAAAAAAAAAAAAAAUGGAACAGUUAAGUCCUCUCAUCCCAUAGCCGUUGGCUACAUUUUUGAAUCCAACCACUGUGAAUUAGUGGCUUUCUAUCUUUACAACAAGAUAGCUAACUAACCCAUUCCUAGUAUUGAUCUAUUCAUUUCUGACUA
This is a messenger RNA of Mangifera indica (mango), 1537 nucleotides long. RefSeq names its product DNA-directed RNA polymerase III subunit RPC4-like. Gene Ontology annotation, cellular component: RNA polymerase III complex. Gene Ontology annotation, molecular function: DNA binding. The record is from RefSeq and is a predicted model, not a curated record. The transcript is spliced from 9 exons. The coding region runs from base 123 to 1157 and encodes 344 amino acids. Lineage: Eukaryota; Viridiplantae; Streptophyta; Magnoliopsida; Sapindales; Anacardiaceae. Gene Ontology annotation, biological process: transcription by RNA polymerase III.